Molecule: messenger RNA, 744 nt
Organism: Budorcas taxicolor (takin)
Lineage: Eukaryota; Metazoa; Chordata; Mammalia; Artiodactyla; Bovidae
Product: CMRF35-like molecule 5
Exons: 4
Coding region: 1-744 (247 amino acids)
Cellular component (GO): plasma membrane
Molecular function (GO): transmembrane signaling receptor activity
Source: RefSeq, a predicted model, not a curated record
AUGGGAGGCAAGACCACGUGUCUGCUCCCGGCUCUGUUCCUUCUCAUCAUCCCAGGCUCAUCUGCCAUCUUGGGUCCCAGAGCAGUGAGAGGUGUGGAGCAGGGCUCACUGACUGUGUGGUGUCGAUACGACCCUGGGUGGGAGCCCUACGUGAAGUGGUGGUGCCGGGGGGCUGACUGGAGCAGCUGCCACUUCGUUGUUAAAACAAUCCGUGGAUCAGAGAAGGAGGUGAAGCAGGGCCGCGUGUCCAUCAAGGACAAUCAGAAAGACCGCUCGUUCACCGUGACCAUGGAGAAACUCAGGGUAGACGAUUCAGACACUUACUGGUGUGGGAUUGAGAGACCUGGACCUGACCUGGGGGAUGAUGUUGACGUGAUCAUUGACCCAGGUAAGACAGCGUCGAUCUCCACCCGCCCCAUCUCCAAUGCCAACAUGUUCACAGCACCAGUUGUCCUGGAAGGACACCUGCCCCUACUGGGCAGCGUCCACUUCCUGCUCCUGGUCUUCCUGAAGGUGCCCCUGCUCCUGGGCAUGCUCGGUGCUGUCCUCUGGGUCAACAGGCCUCUGAGGAGUUCCGGGGGGAAGCCCCAGGAAAGCCAGCAGCCCCCAUGCUCUCCAAUGUUCCAGGAGCAAAAGACCCUCAAACAGAACAAAAAGGCAUUUUUCUCAGGCAAUGACAGUGGUCAGUGGCGACUGUGGUUCUCGAGGCAGCGUGGCUCCCCGCUUCAAGAAUUAGUCCCCUAG